Blepharisma stoltei is the source of this 3891-nucleotide messenger RNA. The record is from the annotation of a GenBank genome assembly. NCBI's taxonomy places the organism in Eukaryota, Ciliophora, Heterotrichea, Heterotrichida, Blepharismidae.
AUGGAUAAAAAUAUAUUGAUGGUAUUGCUUAUUGUCUUACUUCUAUCAAUUGCGAUUUCAAAUUCUCUUGAUUUCUUAAUUGUGUACAGCGAAAACCAAGAUUUUGACAUAAGCAUCGUACAAAGCAAGCUUAAUUCAAAAAUAAAGCCAACAUAUAAUAAUUUUACAUUAACAUGAGUAGUAAAAGAGUCAGCUGAUUCAUUAAUUCAAAGCAGCGACAAAGAUUGAUCAAUUAUUGAUGCAUCCUAUGACUGAAACACACAUUAUCAUUUAUCUCAGCUUGCUGAAACAAAUAGUUUUGUUCACUUUCUUAUGGACGACUACCAAGAAAGCUACAACAAAUGAACCUAUUCAUUAAACUUUGAGAAAAGCAGUUACUUGAAAGCUAUUAUAAACACACUAAAAAAAUUCAAUUGGACAACUGGGGUUUUCUUCUUAUCUGACUCCCUUCCUUUCCAAGAGCAAGCCAAAAAAUUUUCUGCCUAUUAAAGUGGAUUAAUUUUAAUAGGAAAAAAAUUCUGUUUAAAUUUAAAAAACUCCAUAUAGUAAGAAUGAGAAGGAAAAAUUACUUUAAUUUAUAAAAUUUAUGCUUUAUGCGAUGAGCUGUUUAAAACUCAAUUUCAUAACAGAAUUUUUUAUAUUAAAAAAAAAUUUUGUUCAUUCAUAAAGGUUUUCUCACGAAAUAGGGAUUUUCAUUAGUUUGUUCGCUCACGGAGGGAAGAUUGAGGAAUUUUUCUAUUUAAAAGAUCUUAUUAAUAGUAGUUAUUCCAAUGAGUUCAAUUAUUUUUUAAUCCAGAGCUGCUCAAAUAUAGCGGAAAUAGUUAAUAGAGAGGUUUUUAAUUUGGGAUCAAAUUUAUAUAGUCCCUUAAAGAUUUUGCGGACGUAUCUGGCAUGUAGGCUAAUCCUCCACAUGUCAAAAAUAUUUUUCACAAUGGAGACACACAGUAUGAGACUCUAUGUUUUGAAUUUUUUUGAUAUAUUGGGAUGACUCACACGCAGAGUUCGUCUCACAAAAUGCGCAAACGACUAUAUUAUUUAUUUACGGACUUAGAUGUCGCAUGAAAAAUAGUGGAUAAUUUAACUAGAGAAAACUUGCUAGAAGCAGGUAGCUCAGUUUUGAUGAAUAUUGAAAGCAGCUAUAAUUCUACGUUAGAAGGAUCGCUAAUUAUUACUCCCAGAUUUGAAGAGCUUACUGAUUCGAAAGAAGAUCAUAUCUCUUGCCAGAUAUCCAUUUUAAUUGAAAUUUUUGAGAAUGAGGAAGUCAAUAGAGGAAUAAUAAUUGAUAAUCAAUUCAUAGUUAAAGAGGUUGCUGAAAGAAUGUGCCCAAAUCAUUUUUGUGUGACUGCUUUUAGCUUAGUCAAUGUAAAAAAUGGAGUUCAUGAGCUAAUUGCUGAUACAUCGGAAAAUCAUUUUAGCGAUAUUAUUUUUAUAGGAAAAAAUUCACAAAUAAUACCUUCAUCUAAAAAAAAAAUCUUGCAAGUAGGCCUGAACAGUGGGAUUCAUAAUCCUAAUGGAGUUCAAGAUUAUCCGUACAAUGCAAUUGAAUUUACAGGCAGCCACUUAGCGAUCUCAUUACUAAAUGAAGAAAAACUAGGAAUUCUUGAGAAUUUUGAAAUUCAAGGAAAUGAUUUCGAUUGUGGAGCAACAGCAUUAAACUCGUCAUAUCAGUUAAGCUGUAUAAACAAAAACAUAACCAAUAUUGGGCUAUUUUACAUCCCUCCAAGCAGCACAACAGUUUUAUUAGGCCUUAUAUCAACCUUUAUGAAGCUAAACUUAACUAUCCCCCAAAUAGGAGCAAGAAUAGGUUCAAACACUCUUUCUUCAAGCGCAAAUUACCCAUAUUUUGCAAGGGUGAGCUUUGAUGCCACUUAUAUCGCAUCUUUGGCAGUCAAAAUGCUCUAUACCCUUGGCUGAAAUAGUUGCGCCCUUAUCCAUCAAGUAGAUGCUUUUACCAGCCAGUGGGCUACCAAUUUUGUACACGAAGCUAAAGACUAUAAAAUUGAUAUUCUCAACAGCCCUAACUCUCGAUCAUUCCCUGCAAAUUCUUACUACAGUACUUUAAAAGCGAAUUAUUCCCAUGUUUUUCAAGAAGCUAUAAAUAGUAAUGCAAGAUUAAUAGUUUUCGCAGUUUUUCCCAAUAUUGCCCCUGACGGUAUAAAAAUGUUUUACGACUUAGGCAUGAGGAGUUGAGACCUUCUUAUUUAUUAUUGCAUUCCUGGAGUUAUGUCGUCUAUGUAUUCCUCAGGCGCAGCUUAUCUUCAACAAGUAAAAGAAGUGAGUAUUCCCUCAAUGGCUUUUGAGCAGCCAGCUUAUAUUGGAAGCACUGGGGCAAUGGUAGCAGAUUUGCUUCAAUCAAGAUAUGGGAUUGACAAAACUGACCGCCAAAUUCCACCGUGCUGGUAUUUUGACGCGCUAUAUUUAGGCGCUUUGUCACUUGAAUUUAUGAUUCAUCGAGGUCAGGAUUAUAGGAAUGGAACCCAAAUGAUAUCGAAUGUAAGAAAACAAAAGUUCACGGGAUGCUCUGGCAAGGUGCAAAUAGAUAAUGGAACAAAUAAUAGAAUUGUUGAACUUGUUGUUUUGCAGAACGCUGUAAUGGAUCCUGAUACAGGCGAUGUGACUAUUAGUGAUAAUGCUUUUUUCAGGCCAACUGGGUCUAUUAUUCUUGAAGUUCUUAAACCUCUCUUGUAUCCAGGAAAUACAACUUCUAUUCAUUUGCUGAGGGUGAUUAAUGGAGAUUGCCCAUUUCCAGAUACUUUAAUUAGAACUUUUGGCAAAGGGAGAUACUUAAUUUUUGGCAUAUGUAUUGCUGUGGGUCUGAAUACCGCAUUGCUGACGUUUUAUAUUUGGAAAAAAUGAUGGAAUAUAAAAGUGGACCAGCUGACAACAAAGCAGGAAAUUUCUAUUGAAGAUUUUAUGAUGGGCGCUACCGUUGUAAUAGAGUUUUUUCAAUUGCUAGCGAUGGGGCCAGAUAUUACACCGAUUAACUCUUUAAUAGAAAAUAUAGGAAACAUGGUAUCUUUAGACCUUAACCACGUAAUAAAAGCAACAAAUGGGGUCUUUUGGAUUUUCCUUGAUUUUAUAUUUGCCUGUGUGCUGCUAUGGGUUAUUUUGUCGACCAAUGUUUUAUUAAGACUUGACGAAAAAUUUCCCUCAGUUCCUCUUUUAAGAUUUUUGAAUCAAUUAGCAGAUUUAUUGAUGCCAGUUCUUGGAAAUCUGAUGUUUAUCCCCAUAGUAUCAGUCUUAUUGGAUGUUUUUGUAUGUGAUAAAUCAAUUGGAAAUAAUUUUACAGACAGCUAUAUGGUAAAAGACUGCUACCAAUUCUGCUGAAAAGAUAGUCAUAUAAUAUAUGCCGCAAUUUCUGGGCUCUGUCUUUUGAUUUAUGAGCCUUUAGCUGUUUUUUGUAGGCCGCUCUGACAAGAACUAGAGCCUUUAAUCCAUGUGAAAUAUACCCCAUUGCAUUUAAUGGCAAAAACGAUAUUCCAAGUCGUUCUUAUCCUUAUGAAUAAAACAGUCAAAAGAGCUGAGGAAUUAAUACAUGGGAUUUUAUUUACAAUUGUAGCUAUCAGUUUUGUGAUCUUCACAUUUAAGCAUAAAGCUUAUAAUUAUCCUCGGUUCAGCUGAUGACUUUCUCUAAGCCUAAUAGCUGUAACUUGAACUUCAUUUUUGGCAACAAUUAAUAUAGGCCUUCAAAAAAAUUCAAGCAUUGCUUGGAUAUUUAUAUUAAUUUUUGGGUAUAUUGUUAUCGCAAUGAUCGGCUGGAUAGUUCAAAGGAAAAAAUACCCAAGUUUACUUUUUAGAAAAACGGUAAAAAAUACGAGCACUUUGUUUAAAUUUGCAUUUAGUUUCAGAGGGAAAAGCUCGAAGAUUGUUCCGCUUAAGUCAGUAGAAUAA